CCCAGCUCCCACCCUCGGCCACCCAACCGCAUUUCAUUUCGCUGAUUUCGCUUAUCAUCACUUUUUGCUCAAACUAUUCAAACCCUCACAACUUUAGAAAUUUGGAUUUUGACGAAAAAUUUCCUCGAAGUGAAAGUGUUGUACCUUUACUGAAAUAAGUACAUUGAAUUGAACUCACAGAUCAGAUUGUACAAUGACUGUUGCUCCAGUCAUUAAGAAGAUUCCUGGAAAACCUGCAAGAUUUCCCAAUGAGAAAGAUGGUUAUGUUGAUUUAUCUGCGAUGAGUAAACUGGAACUUGUGGAUUUACUGGAAAGAGAAAAUAGGCUUCUCAAGAAUAAAAAUUUUAUUUGUAAGUUACCUGAUAAAGGCGAAAAAAUCAAGAAUUUUCGUAGCAAAGUAGAAACCGAACUCAAGAAAAGAGAGGAGCAAGACAAUCUCUGCAAUUUGAUAUCGAAUUUAAGUGUCAAUGAAUCAAAAGCAGCUCUCAGUAAACUGGAAUGGACGGGUGCUUGCGAUUCCGCUGAUGAUGGUAAAAUGGGAAAAGACGCCGAAAAUGCGAUUGAAAAUGAAGCAGAUCCGUUGCAAAUCUUAGCUACUCAUUCUAGUACCAACGUUUCUCAAAAAAAAUUGCUCAAAGUGGAAGAAUCCCAUACGCUUGUGAAACCAUCAGAUAUAGCGGAUGUAACUGAAAAUAAUGCUGUUAAUUUGGAUGUUGAUUUAUAUGCUCAACACCUAUGUCGAUUUUUUGAUAAAAAUAAAGGAGAAAACACGGAGAAAAAGUUCUAUCCUAAUAGAUCGCUAAAUAAAACAUUUAAAAAAAGUACAUCCAAUCAUAAAGAACCUGAACUUUCAUCAGCUUAUGUUCCUAAGCAUAUUUCUGGUCAAACCAAAUUAAUAUCUUUGGAAGAAUCUAUUAUAGUGCAUCAAGAGCAGCUAAAACAUCUGAAGGAAAUUGAAAUGAAUAACGCUGUUGGAAGAUUGAUGCAAAAAUGUACUGUGAAGACAAAAUUACCAAAACGUUAUACAACUUCUUACCGAGAACAAGAUCCCGAUAACACCGAUGACGAGGACAGCAUUUUAACCGAAGAAAAUUCUGAGGAUGAAUAUGGUAACGAAGAAACCGCUUCAAAUUUGAGCGAUGUGGAUUAAAGGCAAAUGAUGGUUGGAAGAUGAAUUCGAUAUUCCAAUUUCCAUUCAAAUGCGGAAACGAGUGACUGUAAAACCGAAAAAUUCCUGUUUGAAACAAAUAUUGUGAUUUUUUUGCAUCAGCCAAUUAUUCAGCUACUUACGUAUUUUUGUAUCAUGAAACAGUUACAAUUAAUUUCCGAUAGAAUGUCGAAUUUGGUGUGCUAUGAUGAUUUGUUCUUAUUGUGAUAUUUUUAUGAUUAAUAAUGUUUAAUUGUUUA
Molecule: messenger RNA, 1407 nt
Organism: Planococcus citri (citrus mealybug)
Lineage: Eukaryota; Metazoa; Arthropoda; Insecta; Hemiptera; Pseudococcidae
Product: DNA-directed RNA polymerase II subunit GRINL1A-like
Exons: 4
Coding region: 194-1150 (318 amino acids)
Biological process (GO): intracellular signal transduction; transcription elongation by RNA polymerase II
Cellular component (GO): nucleus; intracellular anatomical structure
Molecular function (GO): transcription elongation factor activity
Source: RefSeq, a predicted model, not a curated record